CCGUUCGGGUUGGGAUUUUUUUAAACAGGACAAACCCUUACGAGCUGUUGUUUUUAAACUUCAGACCGAACAAACGGCUUCGGGGGGGGUUUCCCCUGAAAACGACCCCGCCCCUGUAAUUCGGUCAGAGGAGCCGUUUUUAACGUUUCUAGGGGGCGGGAAGAAGCCCUCUUCCCCCAGCUACCCCACUGUAAACCUGUCCCAGUGGGGGUCUGGCUUCCGGUUUUGGCUUCACAACAGUCAGAACCAAACCAUCCAGCCGAGACAGCGCAGCAGAAUUGGACGGAGCCAGAAAUAAAGGGGGGCCCGCGUCCCCCCCUCCUCUGUCCUACCCUCGUCACGGUUUGACUCCUUCCCAGAGUAGCUCUGCUGGGGGCUCAGUGCCUCUUGAAAGCAGGACUUCCUGCUUCCCGGGGUACUUUAGCCACCCUCUCUGGGAGAGUGAUUUUUGGGGGUGCCUUUAGCGAACAGAGGAACUCCAUCCCAUAAUACCUAGAGAUGGCACAUGUUCGUAUCUCAGCCAAACUGCCCCCCGACAUUGACCCCACUAAAGCCCCCAUUGCUUUUGGGGAGAGGGCCCUACCUAAACUGAAUGAGGAGUUACAGUCCCCUGAGCUGCUGACCCGGCAGAGGGCAUUGAUGGCCCUGUGUGACCUGGUGCAUGACCCAGAGAAUGUCUACCAAGCAAUAAAACUAGGAUUCCUGGAUAACCUGAAAUAUUUGCUUCUAGACCAAGAUAGCACUGUUCGAGAAAAAACAACUGAAGUCCUUUAUAUAAUGGCUACUCACAAUGUUGGCAGGGAUGGCUUUUUAGAAAAUGGAAUCAUUCCUGCCCUGUCCCAGCUCUUGAAUGAUCCAGUGGAUAUCUGUCGGAGAAACAUGCACCGAGCGUUCGAAAUAAUGGCAGAGUUACCGGCGGGUGCUGUUGGCAUAGUGGAAAGCAAUUUGAUUUCUUCACUUGUUCUUAAACUGAAAACUGAGCUGGAUGAAAUCCAAGAGUUGAUACUGGACACACUCUCUGGCUGCCUGUGUGUAGAGGCUUUUGAAGCUCUAGCAACAGGCGCUGUUCCCAUUCUGAAGGAAAAGCUCACUCAUCCAUCAGUGGCCAUCAGGAGCAAAGCUGCCCGUGCCCUUUUGGGAAUUAGUGUCCCUCUGGAAGGAAAAAAUAUUGUGUGGGAUGAAGAGGUUAUCCCAGUGCUGAUCAGCCUGUUGGAGGAUUCAGAUCCUGAGGUCCGAGCUAAUGCAGCAGGAGCACUGAUGUAUGCCACCAUUACGACCCAAGGGAAAUAUGCAGCCCUUAGUGCAGAUGCCAUUCCACCUUUACUGAAGCUGGUUGAUGAUGAAACCAGCAAAGUACGCUUGAAUGCAAUCAAAACCCUGACCAUGCUGUCUGAGGCACCUGAGGGUCGCAAGACACUACUGAACCAUGUGGACCUCUUUCAAGGGCAGCUGAAUGACUCCAGUGAGGCUGUAAGCAGAGCAGCAAAAAUUGCCAUCAAAGUCAUCGAGUGGAAACCUUAAACCCAGGGCAUCAUAAAGCAAUAAAAUAUCAGCAAACCCCUUGCAGAUUGUGUGACCCAGAUUUUUUCUUAAAUGUUCUGUAUUAAAUCCCUACCUGUUCUAGCAUGUGAAGAGUUCUACUUCAGCUACAACUGCUCCUCAGUAUUUCUGCAUGUAGAAAUCUACAGGGAACAGUGUGGUCUUGGGGUUAGAAUAGGGCACAGGGAGUCCCUGAAAUAUUUACUUUAUUACUCCAGCAUGGCCAUUCUGUGCAACUAUCUUUUACCUGUGAUAAGUGAAGGUGCUAUAGCUGGGGGUUACAUUCCACCUUGUACCUUCUCUGUCUUCUACAAGGCACCAAAGUGAAUUGCAUGCAAUGUUGCCAUCCCUCAAAUUGGAAACAAGCAUUCUAGAAUUUGAAACCUUCUCAGGGGUUCAUUUUUCCCAGAGCUCAGUAGCAUUUUGUGAAGGAGACCAACCCCUCAUUCCCUCUCAUUGAGCUCCUUGGCAUAAGCCAAAGGGAAUCAACCUAUCUUGGAACACCCUAACAUUCCCUGAAAGAUGUCACACCUUCAGAGCCCCUUAGCAUCUUCUGCAGGGACUGCCCAAUCCUGGAACUCUUUGACUGCUUAUGCUUCUCCAGGUGAUUUUUCUGUGACAUCUCUUGAGUGGAGACUACCAUCCACUAUGGCAAUAUGCAUCUUCUGAAGACUCCAUGCGUUCCAUUAUCUCCAUGAUG
Molecule: messenger RNA, 2239 nt
Organism: Chelonoidis abingdonii (Abingdon island giant tortoise)
Lineage: Eukaryota; Metazoa; Chordata; Testudines; Testudinidae
Gene: RSPH14
Product: radial spoke head 14 homolog
Molecular function (GO): protein binding
Source: RefSeq, a predicted model, not a curated record